AUGGCGGAUGUACGACCGCCGCCCGCGGCGGUACCAACCUCGCCCAGCGGCACGGUGCCCAAGAAGCGCAAGGUCAGAAAAGGCACGCAGAGCUGCUGGGAAUGCAAGCGCCGGAAAAUUCGCUGCACAUUUGCCUCGUCGACGGAUGCCGUCUGCGACGGCUGCAAGAGUCGGCAGACGAAAUGCAUCGGCCAGGAGUACCAGGACGACCCGGCGCCGGCCAGCCGCAAGGCCGACCGCCUCAAACGCAUGGAAUCCAUCAUUGAAGACUUGGUCAAGCAAAAAACGUACGAAUCUGUCGAAGAAUCCAGCCAGGGCGACUGUCACUGCUCACAGGAUUCAGAUGCGACUACCCUUAAACGCUCGAGAAGUUCCGGAGAGCACCACGCAUCCCCAUCACUUUCCAUACCUCUCGGCCUGGAAGCAAAGACCCCGGAAGAGCUCUCCCGCUAUCUCAUCUCCUUCUGGCCUAGCCAGGCCGAUCUGGACCUCAUCGUGGACGCGCAGGUGUGCAUCUCGAUUCUCCUCCACGGCAUGGUAUGCCGGCCCUACGAGGGGUAUUUCGAGAAGCACAUGGCCGCUCCGCAUCAGAUCCUGCGCCGGCCGACCGAGGCCAUGCACCCCGUGCUGGUGGCCCGCAACAUGCUGCUGCUCGUCACGCUCCUCAACAGCCUCCCGCCGGCCUCUGUCGACGCGAUCCCGGGCCUCACCAUCACGCACCACGACAUGAAGGAGCGUCUAUACAACGCGGCGACCAAGCUCGUCACCUCCCACAACGACUUCACGACGUGCCUCGAGGGCAUCGAGAGCCACCUGAUGGAGGUCAUGUACCUGACCAACCUGGGCGACCUGCGCCGCGCGUGGCUCGUCAACCGCCGCGCCAUGGACCUCGCGCGGAUGAUGGGCCUCCAGAACGGCGGCGGCAAGACGUCGUCGCUCGUGGUGCUCGAGCCGCAAACCCUGGAGCGCGUCCGGCCCGACUACAUGUGGUUCCGGCUCGUGUGCGGCGACCGGCACAUGUCGCUGCUGCUCGGCCUCCCGCAGGCGACGACGGAAAACGUCUUUGCGACGCCCGACGUGCUCGAGCGCCACGCGCCGCUCGAGCGCUUCGAGCGCAUCAUGAUUGUCGCCUGCAGCCUCAUCCUGCAGCGCAACGACGCCGCCGAGCACAACGACCUCGACACCACCUACGAGAUUGACAAGACGCUGCAGCGCGCCGCCACGCUGCUCACGCCCCAGUGGUGGAUCACGUCGCCGCCCGCCCUCACCUACCUCGCCAGCAAGGACGACGCGGCCUUCCGCGAGACGCUGCGGCUCAUGAACCAGUUUGUCUACCACCAUCUGCUGGUGCAGCUGCACUUGCCGUACAUACUGCAUCCGUCGACUGGCGAUCCUCGGGUUGAUUGUAGCAAGAUUACCGUGGCCAACGCGAGCCGUGCCAUCCUGGCGCGGUUCAUCUCGUUUCACGAGACGCCUGCGUCGAUAGCCUACUGUCGCGGCAUCGACUUUAUUGCCUUUAUCGCCAGCACGACGCUCUGUCUCGUGCACAUUGAAGCGCGCCGCCAGCAGUACCUCGGCCAGGCCGAGCAAGGCAGCUUCAGUCUCUUGCAGCCGCUUCUUCAUCAGCGCCACAGUGAUCGCGGGCUCCUGCAGAGCCUUCUGGACAUUGUCACCAAGAUGGCGCAAGCCAGUGGCGACCCCGUCGCGAAGCGCAUCGGCAGCAUCCUCGGCCCGCUGCUUGAAAUUGAACUUGACUCGUUCAACGGCGGAUGCUACAGCGUCUCGGCCAUCGAUCACCGCGGCAGCUCCCCCGAGAAGCUGGAGUCGGGGUCUGACUUUGGGGACUCGAGCAACGCGCCGCAUGUGCUGCGCAUCAAGAUCCCCUUCUUUGGCACAAUCCGCAUCGAGCACCAUCCCAAAUUAUCGCAUUCGCCCGAUCCAAAACACGCAAGCGUCGAGAACCCAGACUCAGGAUACGUGACGGGGCAGGAGUGCUGCAGCUGCGACAGUGCCUGUGGCAGCGACACCGGCGCAGGCACGCUGCCGACACCGAAUACAAACUGUUCCCACCACUCAAGCACAGACUGGGCAGGCGUCUGUAACUUGGCAGAACAGUCUUCUUCGCUCGUCCACACCAAGGGCGAGGAUUGGACGGGCGACGCGAUGAAUUUCGAUCGUGGAGACGUCUCCGAGCCUUAUCAUUUUGUACCUGGCAUGUCCUCCAACGACGAUUGGGCGCUGCAGGGCGUCGAUGUGGCGCUGUUCAGCAGCUUGAAGCAAUGUAGUCAGUAUAUGGAUCCUUCCUCCCGUUCAUGA
This is a messenger RNA of Akanthomyces muscarius, 2316 nucleotides long. RefSeq lists its product as uncharacterized. Gene Ontology annotation, molecular function: DNA-binding transcription factor activity, RNA polymerase II-specific; zinc ion binding. Gene Ontology annotation, biological process: regulation of DNA-templated transcription. NCBI's taxonomy places the organism in Eukaryota, Fungi, Ascomycota, Sordariomycetes, Hypocreales, Cordycipitaceae. The coding region runs from base 1 to 2316 and encodes 771 amino acids. The record is from RefSeq and is a predicted model, not a curated record. The transcript is spliced from 2 exons.